Messenger RNA from Durusdinium trenchii, 1080 nucleotides. The record is from the annotation of a GenBank genome assembly. NCBI's taxonomy places the organism in Eukaryota, Dinophyceae, Suessiales, Symbiodiniaceae.
AUGUCUGCUUUCCUCGGUUUGAUUCGCCGUACUGGGGAUGAUCUGCGUUUGGCGCUCCUGACGCGGCGGUUGCGCUGGAAUCCCAACGACCUCCAGAGCCACGUGGCAGUCGCGGCCCUCCACUGCCGUGCAAGUGCCGACCGACGGCGACUGGAGGAGGCAGAAUGGCACUUGGAGAAAGUGCUUCAAAAUUCGGAGGAUCCCCAGUACUUGCACCACGUUUUGACGAUGGCUGUGGGGCCAAAGCUUUUUUACAGCCUUCCAGAGCUUUCUGCUCGGUUCAUGAGAAAGAUUGCUUUGCACCAAGAGUGCAUGGACGAGUUUGCCAGCCGGAGCGAAUUUGAAGAACGUGCAACACCAUAUCACUUUGCAAAUGCGCUGGCAAUUCUUAAAGCCAGCGGCAAAAGAGAAGCAGCCAAAGAGCUGUUUGAGGAGGCAACCGACCUCAAGUGGAAUGGCAAGCCUGCCAUAUCGUGGCAUUGCUUGGAGCAGACCCCAGCGGUGCACAUCCAGGGCUUGGAGCACCAAGCCUUUUGGGAUGAGCCGCCACCUUUGGCCAAGCUCCUGGAGGACAACUACGAAGACGUAAGGAAAGAUCUUCAAGAGAUGCAAGACUCCUGGGGGUCUUCUGUUCCUGCCUAUCCGAAUCUGGUGGAGACAUCUCAAGGCGCUUGGGAUAUGAUUCAACUCUACAGCUCACGGACAUGGAAUGCAGAUGCUUGUGAGUUGAUGCCUCGCACGAGCCGGUUUCUGCAGAAGCAUUUGCCAACGGCAGACGUGCCGUACAUUCACUACAAUACUGAGGAGGUGGUGUUGUUUCUUCUUACUCCAGGUAGCAAGGUGCGCUUGCACAAUGGUGGCAGCAAUGCGCCCAUCAACCUGUCCCUGGGUUUGACUGGAAGCGCUGGUGCCUUUCUUGAGGUUGCUGGUGAGGUGCGUCCCUUCCGAGAUGGCCGUGUUGUCGCCUUCGAUGAUGGAUCGGAUCAUCGAGUCUGGCAUGAUGGGCCUGAGGAGAUCCAGUUUGGUUGCAGUGAAAAUCAAAACGGACCACAAUUACUUCAAGACCAGGGGCUGCUAUGA